Penaeus monodon (black tiger shrimp) is the source of this 2942-nucleotide messenger RNA. RefSeq names its product aminopeptidase N-like. NCBI's taxonomy places the organism in Eukaryota, Metazoa, Arthropoda, Malacostraca, Decapoda, Penaeidae. Gene Ontology annotation, molecular function: peptide binding; zinc ion binding; metalloaminopeptidase activity. The coding region runs from base 1 to 2517 and encodes 838 amino acids. The record is from RefSeq and is a predicted model, not a curated record. Gene Ontology annotation, cellular component: cytoplasm. The transcript is spliced from 16 exons. Gene Ontology annotation, biological process: proteolysis; peptide catabolic process.
AUGUCGACUCCGCUUUUUGGGAACUUCAGUGUUUUGGGCCACGUGGACCUCGAGCUGACGGCCCUGACGAAGGCUUCCAACAUCACGCUGCACGUGGCUGACAUCGACAUACAGCUGGAUUCCAUAAGGGUCGCCCCCUCCAGCGCCCCGGCAGAGACCUCGAUCCCAAUUUCGCGAACGGAGGACGACGCGAGCAAGGACUUCUUCGUCGUGCACUUGGGCCAGAAGCUCCUCGAGGGCGAGAACUACACCUUGUCCUUGGAUUUCGAGGGUCAUCUCAACGACCAGCUGAAGGGCUUCUACAGGUCGUCAUAUCAGGCUGAGGAUGGGGGUGACAGGAUGCUCGCCGCCACUUUCUUCGCCCCCACCUACGCCCGCAGCGCCUUCCCGUGUCUGGACGAGCCCGCCCUCAAAGCGACCUUCGCGAUCUCUCUCGCCCACGAUGACCACCUCACCGCCCUCUCCAACAUGCCGCUUGCGGACUCCGAGCCUGUAGCGGGGCAGGCGGGGUGGGUGUGGGACCACUUCGCCCCGUCGGUGCCCAUGUCCACCUACCUGGUCGCCUUCGUCAUCGCGGACUUCAGGAGCAGGUCUGCGCAGGUCGGCGACGUCCGGUUUGCGACGUGGGCGAGGGAAGCCGCCCUCCAGCAGGUGGACUACGCCCUCGAGACGGGCCCGAAGGCGCUGUCUUUCUUCGAGGAGUACUUUGGCAUCCCUUACCCUCUGCCCAAGGAGGACAUGGUCGCCCUUCCCGACUUCGCUCCCGGCGCCAUGGAGAACUGGGGCCUCAUUACGUACAGAGAGACCGCCAUGUUGUACUCGCCCGACGCGUCCUCGGCCGCGAACAAGCAGCGCGUGGCCGUCGUGGUGGUGCACGAGCUCGCCCACCAGUGGUUCGGAAACCUCGUGACCCCGACCUGGUGGACCGACGUGUGGCUCAACGAGGGCUUCGCUUCGUUCAUGGAGUUCCUCGGCGCGGAUCACGUCGAACCUUCUUGGCAGAUGAAGGAACAGUUCGUUGUAUCUGAUCUUCACUACGUGUUCGGCAUCGACAGCCUGGAAUCGUCUCACCCAAUUAGCGUCCCCGUCGUCAGCCAAGAGCAGCUGGGCGAGAUCUAUGAUGUCAUUGCUUACGUCAAAGGGGCUUCGAUCAUCCGCAUGAUGAACUACUUCCUGGGCGAAGAAACUUUUCGAAAGGGCAUCUCCAAUUACCUCAAGGCUUUCGCAUACGACGCGGCCGAACAGGACGACCUGUUGCGGAGUCGUGCCCCGACGUCGGAGCUCACCCUCCCCCUCUCCCCCGUCCCGCAGGAGCGCUUCCUCCUCCUCGCCAGCGCCUCCGGCCGCUCCGACGCCUCGUGGUGGGUGCCCCUGACGGUGACCUCCCAGGACGCCCCCGACUUCGACCAGACGCGCCCCUCCGCCUGGCUGCCCGCGGGCGCCUCCUCGACCUCCCUCAGCGGCCUGCCCUCCGCCGACGCCUGGGUCCUCCUCAACCUGCAGCAGACGGGCUACUUCCGCGUCAACUACGACGCCAACAACUGGGAGCUUCUGAGCAAGCAGCUGGCCGACGCCCACGAGGUCAUCCACGUCACCAACCGGGCGCAGGUCAUGGACGACGCCCUCAACCUCGCCCGCGCAGGCCAGCUUCCCUACACAACGGCCUUGGGUCUGAACGAGUACUUGGCCAAGGAAGCGGAGUACGUCCCCUGGAGAGCCGCCCUCAACAACUUGGAUUAUCUUGACACGAUGCUCAGUGCCACGCCUGGGUACGGGCCGCUCAGGCAAUACCUCCUCCACCUGCUGAUCCCUCUGUACAACUCGGUCGGCUUCGAGGACGACCUUCAAGGACCACACCUGGACCAGUACAAGCGGGCGAUGGCUCUGAGGUGGACGUGUGGCCUUGGUUACGCCGACUGUGUGGAUCGGUCGGCGCUCCGGUUCGAUCAGUGGAUUAAUAACGGAAGCGACGUGUCCCCGAACCUGAAAUCGACGGUGUACUGCAGUGCCAUCGCGGCGGGGGGGGACGAGGAGUGGCAGGCAGCCUGGGACGUGUACCUGAGUGCCAACGUGGCCUCAGAGAAGGCCGUGCUCCUCUCGGCUCUCGGUUGCACGAAGGAGGUCUGGCUGCUUGCAAGGUACCUGGACAUGGCCUUUACCGAGGGCAGCGGCAUCCGGAAGCAGGACUCAACCGCCGUCUUCUCCGCCGUCGCCAGCAACCGCGUCGGGAGAUACGUUGCCUGGGCGUUCCUGCGGGAGGAGUGGCAGAGGAUCUCGUCUUACUACGACACCUUCGCCUCCCUCGGCAGCCUUGUCACCGCAGCCACAGCCAAGUUCAACACCAGGGACGAGAGGAGACAGCUGGAAUCCUUCAUCGACGAAAACCAGGACAGCCUCUCCUCCGUCGCUCGCUCCGUCUCGCAGGCGCUUGAAAACACAAACAACAACAUUGCUUGGAUGGACACCAACUAUGACGUCAUAGUCCAGUGGCUGCACGAAAAUGGAUACGACCAGUGACGUCACAGCGGUAGAUUUGAGGUCCUGUUGGCGGUCACGUGACGAGGAAAUUUAUGACGUCAUGGUGCUUCUUCAUUUUCGUGACGUCAUAACCGAAUGGACGACGGGAGAUUGGUGACGUCAGGGAACCGAAUAUAAUUUAUAUAUAUUAUUGAUUUUUUUUGUAACUUUUUCCUUUUCUCUCUAUAUAUUUGUCUAUCUAUCUAAUCAUCCGUCUAACUUUCCCUUUAUCCAUCUACGGGUAUUGUAGAAGUAGACAGUUUCAUCCCAUGGAUGAAUCUCUGAAAAUGGUUCACUGGAUGAGAGACAAUAUUAUUAAUUACAAAUAUUUAUGUAUUUACAACCAUUAAUUUCUCUCCUUUUUCCCCUUUGUUUUAUAAAACACACACACACACACACACACACACACACACACACACACACAC